Messenger RNA from Lodderomyces orthopsilosis Co 90-125, 2187 nucleotides. It is a transcript of the gene ZCF17, whose product is annotated as Zcf17p. Gene Ontology annotation, molecular function: DNA-binding transcription factor activity, RNA polymerase II-specific; zinc ion binding. The transcript has a single exon. NCBI's taxonomy places the organism in Eukaryota, Fungi, Ascomycota, Pichiomycetes, Serinales, Debaryomycetaceae. The record is from RefSeq and is a predicted model, not a curated record. Gene Ontology annotation, biological process: regulation of transcription by RNA polymerase II. The coding region runs from base 1 to 2187 and encodes 728 amino acids.
AUGACAAAAUCACCUGCAACAGUAAAGAGAAAGAGACACACCAAUUCUAAAUUGGGAUGUGCUAACUGCAAACGGAAAAAGAUUAGAUGUGAUGAGAGUUUGCCACUGUGUAAAAACUGUUUAAAAGGAAAGAAAGAUACGUGUUCAUACUUGUCUUUAUCCCAAGAUGAAGUUGAAAAGAUUAAAUUGACUCACUCGUUGAGAAAUAGUCAAAACAAAUUGUUGAAUUCAAAUUAUCGAUUACCUGCAACAAAUGUUCUAACAAUGUCGAGUAACGAGAGCUUGGAAUCUUCCAAUAGUCAAAAGAAGUUUCAUGCUGUCAGGUAUGCAUCUUCAAGAGGUAGUGUAUUGGAAUUUAAAUUCGAACUUGCUGAUUUGCCUGUCCUUAUACCUCCAAUCACAUAUCCUCCUUUGCAGUACAAUAACCUUUCUAUGCAAGAUUUCACCAAUGAAUUCAAGGUUAUUAACGACUUUGAUAGUGAUGACUAUACUACUGGGUCACCGAGUGAGUUAUCAAAGAAAAACAUCUUACCAAAUGGCUUUGAGCACCAAAUUACCUUUAAUGUCAUUAACCCAAGAGCAUUCAAACGUGUCAACUCAGCUCAUGCAGUCACUACAACGCCAGUCGUUUCCGAUUACAGUCUUCACUUGUUUAUCGGUAAAAAUACCUUGCUAGAUUAUAUGAGCGAUUUAUUUCUGGAAAAUGUUUCUGAUCUGGGGUUGAGUUUGGCAGUGCAUACUUUGGGUGAAGCUAUACACUUGAACCACUUGAAGUCAAAACCUAGCUUUUUGAAAGAGGAUGCUGAUAAGCAACUUACUGAACGUCUUGAUAAUCGAGUUAAAAACUCAUUUAACAAGUGUUGUGAUAUGUUGCAAGCCAAAGUGGAAACAAUACAACAGAAAAAGUGUAUAAAUUACAAUUCCAACGAAGCAGGUAAUGAUUUAGAAUUGGCAGCCUAUACAGGUAACUUUCUCACUUUUACUUCAGUCAUACUGAAACUUGGAGUUAAAACACAUUUUAAAACUUUGAAAUUACCAUUACUUGCUUACAAUACUUAUGCUAGAUUACAAGAAAUAAUACCAAGCAAAACAUUAUCAGUUGUUUCUUUAUUGAAGAAAAAUCUACAGUAUAAUGUCAUUAGUGUUAAUGUCCCAUCAUACAACCCCCAAUUUUUAUUUGAAAUUGAAUCCAAUUUGAGAAGUCUUGAAUUUAUUUUCACUGCUGAGUCUCUAUUUAAAGAUAAAGUUGAUUCCUCAAUUCGUUUUGAAUUUGAAACUUUAAAAGCACAAUACUCAUCACUAAUGAAAUUUCUCAAGGACAAAGUAUUAAAUAUUGUAUUUGCAUUACGUGACGAAAGUAGUGUUUCAGUAUACCCCGUUGAUGCUAUAUAUGAUGUAUUGCAGACCUGGCAUGCCAUGUGUCCACCAGAAGCUUUAGUAAACAAGCCCGGAAUUAAUUCAACAUUCUACGAUGAAUCGGUGUUUUUAAAAGAUUUGUCAAGUACAUUGUACACUUAUUAUAGUGCAAUCGCAGCUGCUUUAGAUGCAGUAUUCCCUGCAUGCAAGUAUCUUUUCAGUUUGAGUUUUAUACUUCCUGUCAGUCAAUGUUAUAGCGAUAAGGAAACACUAACGGUAUCAAAGUAUAACCCGUACACCAGAUCCUUUUUCAGCCAUAAGAUUGACGUGUUACUACAACGUCAUAUUAUUUAUGCAUCAAGAUUAUAUGCUUUCUUCAAGAGGAGGUUUGUAUUUUAUCACAACAAUAUCAAAUGGUCGAAUUACUAUGAUAACGUAACAUUAAAUGACAAUAGGUUAAAGAGUAGAAAGUUAUACAAUGCUACCGAAGUAGCAAUCAAGAGUUUCAACACUACCUUGAUACGACCAGAACAUUACCCAAUUAGAGAUAAAUCAGUCAAUCUUUCCAAUGGCGUCAAUAACUACAUCAGUUUUACUCGUGAAGAUGAUCCACUAGUGAAGAACUUGUAUGCUAGGAAUAUUGAAACGUUGAACAUUUUCGAUGAGAUGUCAAUUUUGCAAUUUGAUUAUGAAAGUAUGUUGUUACUUAAGGAUUAUCGAUCAUUUGAUGAUGAGAGUGAAGUUAGUCGAGAAGUUUUGAGUGUAAAGGAUAUUCGUGAUCAUUACGAAGAUAGGAUUGCUAUAUUAAGUGAAGUGAGUAGGAGUUGGUAG